Pongo pygmaeus (Bornean orangutan) is the source of this 7953-nucleotide messenger RNA. RefSeq names its product pleckstrin homology domain containing A8 (gene PLEKHA8). The record is from RefSeq and is a predicted model, not a curated record. Gene Ontology annotation, biological process: intermembrane lipid transfer; ceramide transport. Gene Ontology annotation, cellular component: cytosol; cytoplasm; membrane. Gene Ontology annotation, molecular function: ceramide 1-phosphate binding; ceramide 1-phosphate transfer activity. The transcript is spliced from 15 exons. NCBI's taxonomy places the organism in Eukaryota, Metazoa, Chordata, Mammalia, Primates, Hominidae. The coding region runs from base 419 to 1897 and encodes 492 amino acids.
GGGCGCGCGAGCGGCGCACUGGGCAUGCGCGAGCGCGUCCCGGGCCCGGCGAGUCGAGCGUUCAGGUAGUGCGCCGUGGCGCCGCCUGCGACCUGCAGCUCGCUCGCCGCACUUCGGAGGCUUCGACUGCCUCUCCGACCCACGUAGGGCCCGGACCCGGGCCUCCUUGUGAACAGCGUGCCGGCUUCGCCCCACGGGUUCACCGGCUGGCUGGGCUUCACGCGCCGAGGCCGCCGCAGUGACCCCGCCCCCGGGCCGAGGAUGUGAGGCGGGCCGGGCGUCCCCACACCGGGCCCAGGCGCCGGGAGUGGGCGUCUGGGCAGCGCCGGGCGAUGGCCCUGCUGCUGGUGCUCCUCGCCUCCUGGGGCCUGGGGCAGUGAGGGGGCCGGUGGGCGUGGGCCUUGUGGCCUCGGGCGCCAUGGAGGGGGUGCUGUACAAGUGGACCAACUAUCUGAGCGGUUGGCAGCCUCGAUGGUUCCUUCUCUGUGGGGGAAUAUUGUCCUAUUAUGAUUCUCCUGAAGAUGCCUGGAAAGGUUGCAAAGGAAGCAUACAAAUGGCAGUCUGUGAAAUUCAAGUUCAUUCUGUAGAUAAUACACGCAUGGACCUGAUAAUCCCCGGGGAACAGUAUUUCUACCUGAAGGCCAGAAGUGUGGCUGAAAGACAGCGGUGGCUGGUGGCCCUGGGAUCAGCCAAGGCUUGCCUGACUGACAGUAGGACCCAGAAGGAGAAAGAGUUUGCUGAAAACACUGAAAACUUGAAAACCAAAAUGUCAGAACUAAGACUCUACUGUGACCUCCUUGUUCAGCAAGUAGAUAAAACAAAAGAAGUGACCACAACUGGUGUGUCCAAUUCAGAGGAAGGAAUUGAUGUGGGAACUUUGCUGAAAUCAACCUGUAAUACUUUUCUGAAGACCUUGGAAGAAUGCAUGCAGAUUGCAAAUGCAGCCUUCACCUCUGAGCUGCUCUACCGCACUCCACCAGGAUCACCGCAGCUGGCCAUGCUCAAGUCCAGCAAGAUGAAACAUCCUAUUAUACCAAUUCAUAAUUCAUUGGAAAGGCAAAUGGAGUUGAGCACUUGUGAAAAUGGAUCUUUAAAUAUGGAAAUAAAUGGUGAGGAAGAAAUCCUAAUGAAAAACAAGAAUUCCUUAUAUUUAAAAUCUGCAGAGAUAGACUGCAGCAUAUCAAGUGAGGAAAAUACAGAUGAUAAUAUAACAGUCCAAGGUGAAGUAAUGAAGGAAGAUGGAAUGGAAAACCUGAAAAAUCAUGACAAUAACUUGACUCAGUCUGGAUCAGACUCAAGUUGCUCUCCGGAAUUCCUCUGGGAGGAAAGCAAAGAAGUUAUCCCAACUUUCUUUAGUACCAUGAACACAAGCUUUAGUGACAUUGAACUUUUGGAAGACAGUGGCAUUCCCACAGAAGCAUUCUUGGCAUCAUGUUAUGCUGUGGUUCCAGUAUUAGACAAACUUGGCCCUACAGUGUUUGCUCCUGUUAAGAUGGAUCUUGUUGGAAAUAUUAAGAAAGUAAAUCAGAAGUAUAUAACCAACAAAGAAGAGUUUACCACUCUCCAGAAGAUAGUGCUGCACGAAGUGGAGGCGGAUGUAGCCCAGGUUAGGAACUCAGCGACUGAAGCCCUCUUGUGGCUGAAGAGAGGUCUCAAAUUUUUGAAGGGAUUUUUGACAGAAGUGAAAAAUGGGGAAAAGGAUAUCCAGACAGCCCUAAAUAACGCAUAUGGUAAAACAUUGCGGCAACACCAUGGCUGGGUAGUUCGAGGGGUUUUUGCGGUGCUGGACCAAAUGAAGCUACAGACUGCUCACCCUUACCUUCAAUACACCUUGAAUAAUCAUAAUUGCUACCAUGUAGCUAUUGGACACUUGUGUACCAGGCACUCUAACAGUUAGCUUUAAGGGCAGCUCCAUCCUAUGAAGAUUUUGUGGCCGCGUUAACCAUAAAGGAAGGUGACCACCAGAAAGAAGCUUUCAGUACUGGGAUGCAGAGGGACCUCAGCCUUUACCUCCCUGCCAUGGAGAAGCAGCUGGCCAUACUGGACACUUUGUACGAGGUCCACGGGCUGGAAUCUGAUGAGGUGGUAUGAUGGCUGCUGGGCAGCACCUCCUAACUUCAGGGAAUAAGUGCUAAAGUGUUUUGUUGCCCUACUUAAUUUCCAGCAACAGCCUCAACCCUCUCCAACCCCUUCACUUGGGGGGAUGGACAGGAGGAGGCAAAAUCCAGUGCUUUUAUAAUAUUUAAAAUGCAUAUGUGUUUUGUUUAAAGAUCAAGGUGCUAUAUAUUUCAGUUCAGCAGGCCUACUGGAAACCAAAUGAUAAGCUGCUGUAGACUUGAACAGCAAGUUAUAAGAGCAGAUUUAACAAACAAAUUUGCUGUUAUUGUGUAUUGUAUUGUUUUUAUAUUUUAGUCUAAUGGGCCACCCAAACCCAAGCUGAAAAUCAGCAAAUUCCAUAUUAAGUACCAUAAUUCAUAGCCAGUGUUUCAGCCAACUUAGACUAGACAUUUGGAGGUAGUAUAAGCUGCUUUGUUGAAGCUGUGUAGAGUUUGCUGUUCCUAGAUGUUCUUCAGUGGACCGUCUUCACUGCAACUCUGUCAGUGAUAAGGGCCUGUGUAGUAAAGAUGUUCAGGGCAUUCACAUGACCAUGCAAUUGUGGGAGGCGAAGAAGACGUGGACAGGAGUCCCAUCCUUGCUGACAGGCAUGAGACCGUUGCUCUGAGAAGAUUAAUGGUGUGCCCUAGCCCCAAGUUGGAGGGGAGAAUAUGAGAGAGGUGGGACAGGUCAUUUGAGAUGACACCUCCCAACUGCCUACCAUUUACCAGCAUGUUCCCCAUGCAUUAUCUCAAUUGGACAUCACAAGGAAUGAUACCCAAAGGGAUUAUUACCCCACUUCAAAAGCAAGGUUUAGAAGUUGAGGGAUCUGUUCACAGUCACAUAGUUUUUGAGCAGAGGAGCCAGAUAAUUUCCAAGUGUGACCUGGACUGCCUCUACAUCAAAGUCAUACGGAGUGCUUGUUCAAACAGCAGAUUCCCAGGCCUUAUUUUGGCCUGAAGAACCAGAGUCUAGGUGGUGGGACAUAGGAAUCUGCAUUUCGAUAAACUUUACACGUGAUUCUUCAGCACACAGUAUUGAAAAGCAACUAGAUUAUAUUCUAGUUUACAAAAUUACCAGUUCUUCAAGAACUAAAUGAUAUGUCCUUUUUUUUUUUUUUUUUUUUUUCAAAGAGGAAGAGGCCGCCAUUUAAAUAAAAUAGCUAAAUGGAGAGUGAGAAGUGGAGCAAGUUUACUCAGCAGCAUUCUUAAUUGAGCCAGCAUUGACACCCAGCCGGUAGGCCUUUGCAUUGCAUUCAGGGGCCAUGACUCUGAAUCUGCUUACCAAUCAAUCUCGGUUUAAUCACCAAAAGUGCAGAGCAGGCAAAAUGUAGCUGUUUAUCAAUCUCAAAAGCUUUGGGACGGUGUCAGAGUUGAAAGAUGAGACUUAAGAAAACAGUUUCUUAAACUUCUUAAAACUUAAGAAACAUUGUUUCAUAAAACAAUGUUGAGUGGGCAUUCUUCUGCACAGUGUGAUGCUCCAUCCCUGGCCCUAGUCUCAGUAGACCAUGCUGCCUCGAGUGUGCGUCGGAGAGAAGCCAUGGGUACCUUCCCCAUUAGAGGCUACUUCUAGUAACAGGAAGGGAAGUUCCAGCAUGAGGUAGUUAUCCAGGGUACAAGGUCCUUUGAGGGGCUUGGUUGAGUUGAGAGCAUCAUCUCUAGAUGAUGCUGUUCCUGCUGCAGAUCUCUAGGAUGGAGAGAAUUCUCUCUUUAGUCAGAGAAGUUUAUGUAGGGAGGGGUAUUGGUUUUGCCUUUGUGUGUCUUUAAACAAAUGAACAUUUAUUUAGCUCAGAUUAAUUAGGUAUUUUGCCCACAUAAAGACUUCUGGAAAAUACUUAAACUUGAAAAAUCAGCAUCACAUGUUUUAAAGCUAGGGAGAAAGAAGGGGGGUAUUAAAAUGAUGUUGAUUAUUUUGUAUUUUGCCAAGGUGUGUGUGUGUUAUUUCCCUCCCACUGUCAUGAGCAGUGAGCAUAGAUCUUCUCUGAUUAGUAUGAAUAUGAUGGCAGGACUCGGGGAUAGUCCCUGCCCUUGACAUAGCCCCUAAAAUGGAAAAAGAAAAAGCAGCCAGUUUUUGCUUGUACUUUGAAUGAAGACGUUUUAAGCAUUGUACCAUUUAGAGGGGAUCAUACCAGGUGGUUGUUAGAAUUGUGCAGUGUGAUCAUUCUAAACAGCUGCUGGUGCUCCCUGUCACCUCAGGUGAACUCUGUGGUCUCUUGGAGAGGUAGCACUCUGAAAAUACCUCAGGUUUGCCACCGCAGCUCUGAAUACACACAAAAGGAAAGCUGCUCAGCAUGGCCAUUUUGCAUUUGUAUAGGUUAGUGCCUAGAUGUACACAACUCAUUUUGCUGUGAAUGAGGGGCUUAAUAUUAUCUGAGAUCAUUGAGAACCCAGAUGAGACAGAAUAGCUUGAAUAAGUUACAUUUUCCAAUUACCCUUUUUCCACAUCUGUAGAAAGAGGGUAAUAUUUUUUAAUAGGUAUUUUCCCCACUGGAGCAUAUUACGUUUGCCUAAGAUGUAUAAAAGUUUGUUUAAGAUGUAUAAAAGUUUGCUUAAGGAACUGAGGAUCCUUAAAUAAAAAUAUUAGAAAUUAGAAAUUGAACCUAAUACUAAACAGUAAAUUCAGCUUAACCUGAACCUUGGCAUAGUCAGAGCUUCCUCCUACAUCUAGAGUAUUUGCUCUCUUUUAGUUAAAGUCAUAAUUUGCGCUGAUGUGUAAUCACUUUCCAAGAAGGGGGCAAUGAGAAAAGAUAUUUAAAGCUUUCUCUCCGUAGCCCUCCAAGACUUCUGGGACAACUAAAUUUACUUUCACCAUUACUGUGAGAGGAGGUGAGAAAACUCUAGUAUUUUGUUGGCAGAGUAAUCACCUUGUUCUCAUUGCUCAAAGCAUUUUUAGGAUUAUUUUUCUAGUGUAACCUUUAGAGAGAACCGGAAGAAAAAGGAAAUUGGUCUACUAGGUAUUGUAGACACAAAUAAGUAACAUUAGGCCAACCCCUUAUGAGACAUUUCCACACAAUUUCAUCGUGCCUGUACUUCUCCCUAUGGUAAAAGCCAGUGUUUACACUUUGUAGGGAUCAGGGUGUAUUUGUUGAAUUAAACAAAAUAUUUUCAAUGAUGGCAAGUCUCUUGACUUUUGAAAGCAAGUCAGAUUCCUUAUAGCUAAUGUCGGUGAAAAAUGUUAAAUUGGAGAGAUCCCUUUUGGGAGUGAAACCAAAUUGUAACUAUGAGGAGAAGAUGGUCUUCUCAUUGGCUCUUGAUGUAGCUCUGAAGGGAAUUCCAGAAGAGGAGCUCUCACAGAAUGUUGAGCCUGUGGGCCCAAGACAUUGACUUUGAAGGGUAGUUCUCAUUAGGAUGUAUAAGUGGUGGCUUGAGGCACCUUCUUACCAUUUUUUGCAUGUUAUUCUGAUUAUUAAACUUCCCCCAAUGUCAUAUUCCAUGAUGAGGGAUUUCUGAACUCCACAGUCCAGCGUUGUUGCUUUUCUCUCUUCUUUGCUACUGAAAAGUGCCAGCAGUACCGCCAUCAGCCCACCAAAUCUACCCCCACUUAUGUUUGUUCUGCCCCAUUUCUCAGCAGCUUCUAGCGCAUAUGUAGAGCAUCUGGCACCAACUUAGCCCAGGGCUGGGUGCCCGAUCAGUGGGGAUUCUGUUCCCCCACCCCCAGACUGCAAGAGCUUCUUAAGAAGGAGCCCAUAUUCCCAUUUGUAGCUGGAAAGCGGGUGAAUGACAUGACAUGGGGCACCUAGGAAAGAUGAUUAUUAGAGGAGUGCAGCUGGAAAAAUUUGCACUCUUCUCAUUUUGGUUAUUACUUUCCAAAUAUAUUAACAAAAAGUUGAUGCUUUUAACUUUAUAUUUUCAGAAAAGUGUUUUUAAUUAAAAAUAUGUGAUAGGGACCAAAUAAGUAAAGUACAUUUUUCUCCACUAAAUUUGAAGUGAGGGAAAGAGGAGCUGAAGUAAGAGAUUUUUUUUUUAAGGGAACUUAAUCUGAUUGUGAAAAUCAUACAUAUGGAGAAAUAUCAGAUAAGGCAAUAGAGUCAGAGGGUCAUGAGCAAUAGACAAUGAUGCGAGGCAUUUGGGGAACUUUCUGGAGGAAAAUUAAGUUUUUUUCCUAGCAAACUACCAUGUCCUACAAGAACUUGGUUAUAUAAUGGUGCAUCUCUGAAUCACUGAUUAAAACCAGUUGCUUCUGAUUUUAGUCACAGGUUUUACAACUAUUCAGCUCUCCCUCAUGUUUCAUUUCUUUUUUUAAGAUAAUCUAUCAACUUUUUUUAAAUUUUAAAAUUUUUAGAUGUAGAAUUUAUAAGUGAAAUAUAUUUUCAGCCAUUGUUCUGUUAGCUGAGCUGAUGUGUUUGGUCUUAGAGGGCCUGACUUCAGAUACUCUUUGUGAUCUUGUAAGGUCUCUACACAAACUUCAUUAUGUAUGGUAAAUUUGUAUUCUUAUGAAUUGUAUAUAGAAUGCUUUCGUUAGAAGUACGUUCUACUUCUGUAUGUCCCUUUGUAAUCCGCAGUUGCUUACUCAGGGGUUUCAUAGUCAUUUCAUAAAAAAUAAUUCACUAGCUGUCUAAUGGUAUUUUAAGACUAUUUAUCUGUAUUACAAGGUCAUUAGGAGUUCUUUCAACAGUUCCGUAAAUAUACUGUUUACUAGACCUUCCCUGUAAAUGUUCCCAAUUCCCAUCCUGUCUCACAGUCAAUAGUCCUGUGUACAGUGACCAUUUGCAUGAUUUCUCAUUGCACUGCUGCAUUCAGGCACUCCAGGGCAUGAUUAAACAGUCAUUAACAGUGCCUCUCUGGUACAGUUGAUGCAUGCAUUGAUCUUUCUCCUCUGCUGUUUUUAUAUAGCCUUUAAUUAAAAGGAAAAAAAUAUCACUACUCUGCAAUGCAAAAGUCUUCAAAAUUCUUUAUUUCCCGUAUUAAUCACUUCUGUUCCAGAGUGAACAAAUGUUUUCAGCUAAGCUAUGUGAGAAUGUAAGAAUAAUAUCCUGCUUGUUCUAAAUAGUUCAUAUAUUUAAAGUGUGGUCAGUAUUUCCUCCCUAUACCUUACAAACAGAAACCACCCUGGGAUGGUUGAUACCCCUUACAAAGUCGAUCUUACCCACACAGACUCCUUUGUAUGCGUGUCUGUUUAUAGGUGUAUAUGGAGUCAGUGUUGAUAGGAAGGAUGCUCUAGAAGUACUUCUGUUGUUUCCUAGAAGGCUAUGAGCCAGUUCCAUGGCAUGUUUAAUGUAUAAUUCCCAUGUAUCAUGAGAAUUUCACUAGAAUGUCAUUAAACAGCCCAACUACCUCAUGUGAAAUUGGCUGUGGACAAUCUGUGUCAGAUGAGAAAUGUGUUCAGAUAAAUUUAAUCUGGUUAAUAGAUUUAACAAAUUAAUGUCUACAUAAAGAAGAAACAUGAUAGACCAGAUGCCAAAGGCUAAAAUGUACGUAGAUUUUCUUGGAUUAAUUUUUAAGUCACUGUUUAAUUCCAUGCCUAGUAUUCUUAUGAAUGUUUGUGGUUUCAUAGAUUUAUGCACUUUGAAUAUCUGUCACGUGCAGUAUUAAUGUUACCUGUUCUUGUCUCUCAGCAUUUUGAAUGAGCAUCAUAAUCAGAGUAGAAAGCAAGUUAAACUAUAAAAAUGUCAAGUGGCUUGUUAACUUCUUAAUUUAAUGGACCUUUACUUAGAAUAUAAUAUGUUGGAGCCUCUUGGGACCAACCGAUGAGCGACAGUUUCAUGUUUAGAUUUGUAUUGUUUCUCUGUCCAAGUCCUUAUUCUCUAUCUUGUGGGGAGGGGUGACAGGGGAGGGUUUUACUUUUUUUGCAAAAAUGUUUGAAAAUACCUGUCAGAUUUUAUAUUCGUUAGUUGUAAUAAACUUAUUUUUAAAGUAUUAA